Molecule: messenger RNA, 594 nt
Organism: Elaeis guineensis (African oil palm)
Lineage: Eukaryota; Viridiplantae; Streptophyta; Magnoliopsida; Arecales; Arecaceae
Source: RefSeq, a predicted model, not a curated record
AUGGGGUAUGUCACGGGUGCAAAGAAGCCUCCUUCUCUAGAGAUUGAAAAAGAUAGAGAGAAAGUUCCUAACAAGGAGUAUGAACACUGGUAUUGUCAAGACCAGUUAAUCCUACAUGCCAUCAUUGGCUCAACAAGUUUUUCUGUUAUGAGUACAGUGGUCAAUGCCAAUACUUCUGCUGAAGCAUGGAAGAAGCUACAGACUUUUUUUGCUAAUAAAUCACCUGCUCAGAUUCUUUCUUUUAAAGAGCGAUUGUCACAAACCAAAAGAGAAAAUAAAUCGGUGAGUGACUACUUCUUGUUUAUGAAGAAUAUUACUGAUGAGCUUGCUCUUUAUGGUGAUUCUAUUUCAGAUAUAGACCUUGUGGUGCAUAUUCUAAAUGGAAUUGAUCCUGAAUACCAUGAUAUAGCUGCUACUGUUCAUGCUUGUGACUCUCUAACCUCCUUUGAAGAGCUGCAAGACAGACUUUUGGCUCAUAAAGUGUACCUGCACCGUAUAGAUCCUCAAAUAGAUUUAGUUCCUCUCAUGGCAAAUUAUGCUAAGAAGAAUGGCAAUUCAAAACACUCCAAAGGCUCUUAUAAUCGUGGAGGAUAG